AUGUCCAGUCGAGGCUGUGCGGGUCCCCGGAGGAAGCGGGACAUCGAGGAGCAUCAGAAGGAGAGAAGGCGGGCUCUGCAGGCCCGACACCGAGCCAACCUAGCCACCUUGUUCGAGACACUGAAAACCGUCGUCUGUCCCACAUCCUACAAGAUGCCUGCUAAGGUAUCUAAAUGGAUGCCUCUCCUUUGUGUGUAGCUGCUGUUGCGAAAACAUUUUUGGUCAGCUACUAUAGAGCAACUAGUCAGCUAGAUAACUGUUGCUGGGUAGAGAGAGAGGGUGUGAUUUUGGGCUAGCUAGCUAAUGUACUCACAGUGGGUUUUAGGGUGACCGCAUUUUGUCCCGCAUUUUGUCCCUUUGUCACGCGUCCCACAACCAAGCAGUUAUGUCCCGCAUUUUAUCAAAUUCAAACAGCACUAAUUUAGAAAAAAAAAUGUCGAUUUUUUUCUGUAUUUCGGUCAGUUGCUAGUAAGAUUUAGAAGCUGUUCAGGGUCAUGUUGGUUCCAGACUUGGUGUAUUGGUACUGCUUGCAAUGCGGUAGAGAGAACAGUCUAUGACUUGGGUGGCUGGAGUCUUUUACCAUUUUUAGAGCCUUCCUCUGACCGCUGCGCCACUCGGGAUGGCCCAUGCCAAAUCUUGUCAGCCUCCUGAGGUGUCGUGUCCUCUUCAGGACUGUGUUGGUGUGUGUGGACCAUGAUGAUUCAUGUGGACACAGAGGAACUUGAAGCUCUCAACCUGCUCCAAUACAGCCCCGUGUGUGCUUGACCCCUCCGUUUCCUGUAGUCCACCAUCAGCUCCUUUGUCUUGCUGACGUUGAGGGAGAGGUUGUUGUUCUGGCACCACACUGCCAGGUCUCUGACCUCCUCCCUAUAGGCUGUCUCAUUCAUCGUCGGUGAUCAGGCCUAACACUUUCCUGUCGCCAGGCAAACUUGAUGAGUGUUCCAGCCCCUACUGGAUUGGCCGUUGAGACCUAGUAGCAGUACCUAGCAUGCUUGUUAAUUUGCUAGCACCCAGAUGAGGGCGACGCUAGCGUGGCUAACGCUGAUAUGGAUCCCCUGUAAACUAGCAAUAUAUUUGUGCUUCAAUCUGAAAUAUCUGACUUUUGUCAGUUGAUCAGAAAACCUUAAAUAAUAUCACACAAUGGCCACUAUCUCUGUUUCCAUUAACCCAUAACAGCCCGGUCCGUUUCCAUUAACCCAUUAGAGCCCUGUCUGUUUCCAUUAACCCAUUAGAGCCCUGUCUGUUUCCAUUAACCCAUUAGAGCCCUGUCUGUUUCCAUUAACCCAUUAGAGCCCUGUCUGUUUCCAUUAACCCAUUAGAGCCCUGUCUGUUUCCAUUAACCCAUUAGAGCCCUGUCUGUUUCCAUUAACCCAUUAGAGCCCUGUCUGUUUCCAUUAACCCAUUAGAGCCCUGUCUGUUUCCAUUAACCCAUUAGAGCCCUGUCUGUUUCCAUUAACCCAUUAGAGCCCUGUCUGUUUCCAUUAACCCAUUAGAGCCCUGUCUGUUUCCAUUAACCAAUAAUAGCCCUGUCUGUUUCCAUUAACCCAUAACAGCCCUGUUUGUAGCCCGCAAAAGCCAGCAUUAAUAGAAUAUGUCAUAAUUUACUAAUAUUUGCCAAGUUCUAAUAGUCCUCAUGUGCCAACGUACCGCCACGGUCUGUGACCUGGUGAAACUUGCACUCCUGUAGAUCUGAAAUAAUUUGAUGGUGAAAUUUGCAUCCAGCCAACCAGAAAAGCGAGGCGAAGCAAUUCAGGCAUUCUUUAAAAGUCAGGAAAAGGAUCCUGCAAAGAAACAUAAUUUUUAUAGUUGAAAAAUAGAUUUAGCAGGCAGUAGGCGUUUAGAACUAAAUGUGGAAUGGAGCUUCAUACUUAGGCUACGACGUGGUGACAUCACGUUCCCCUUGUACCUUCAAAAUGAUUCGGCAAUCAUCGUUUAUUAGAGGAACACCGUUUCCAUCAUUUGUUUUCGCAAAUAAAGAAAGUUCGAUAAAAGAAAGUCCACCCCGUCAAAUGGAUAACAAUGUUGUCGAUCAUUAGAAAUUGUCUCCUAUAUCUGCAAUUUUUCCAUUACACGCUAUUUUGUUUUGCGGCAUUGCUUUUGUCGAAUAAAUCUGGGUCGGUGGAAACCUGCCUACUGUCUUUGAUAUUAGCUAGAUUGGUUUGGUCAACCUGUGAAAGCUGAAGUUACGUUAGCAAGUCGUAACCUCGUGAACAAGCAAAUGUGCCGCCCUUGGAUUUGGGAAGUUACAUUUCCGGCCGUGUGAAAACAGCCAUCUUUGAUAAUGCUGGUAGAUCUUCACCUACCUGGUGAUGGAGGUAGAUCUUCACCUACCUGGUGAUGGAGGUAGAUCUUCACCUACCUGGUGACGGAGGUAGAUCUUCACCUACCUGGUGAUGGAGGUAGAUCUUCACCUACCUGGUGAUGGAGGUAGAUCUUCACCUACCUGGUGACGGAGGUAGAUCUUCACCUACCUGGUGAUGGAGGUAGAUCUUCACCUACCUGGUGAUGGAGGUAGAUCUUCACCUACCUGGUGACGGAGGUAGAUCUUCACCUACCUGGUGAUGGAGGUAGAUCUUCACCUACCUGGUGAUGGAGGUAGAUCUUCACCUACCUGGUGACGGAGGUAGAUCUUCACCUACCUGGUGACGGAGGUAGAUCUUCACCUACCUGGUGACGGAGGUAGAUCUUCACCUACCUGGCGACGGAGGUAGAUCUUCACCUACCUGGUGACGGAGGUAGAUCUUCACCUACCUGGUGACGGAGGUAGAUCUUCACCUACCUGGUGAUGGAGGUAGAUCUUCACCUACCUGGUGAUGGAGGUAGAUCUUCACCUACCUGGUGAUGGAGGUAGAUCUUCACCUACCUGGUGACGGAGGUAGAUCUUCACCUACCUGGUGAUGGAGGUAGAUCUUCACCUACCUGGUGAUGGAGGAAGAUCUUCACCUACCUGGUGAUGGAGGUAGAUCUUCACCUACCUGGUGAUGGAGGUAGAUCUUCACCUACCUGGUGAUGGAGGUAGAUCUUCACCUACCUGGGAUAAAUUGGUAUUUAGGUUAAAAAACAUUUAAAAAAAAUAAACUUCAGUUGAAUGCUUAUAAUUUUAAAGUCAUUAUAAUGUUGUCUCAUCGGUCAGUGGAAGAUCUUGGACCAUGCCAAAGGAUUUCUCAAAGAGCAGGAAGCCUACCUGAGCAGACUGCUGUUACUGAAAGGUGAGAGGAGCCCUCUGCCAUUUUGACGUGUACAGCAACAACAUGUUCUGUGAUAAAGUGGUCCGUUUCUAUUCACCCGACGUGUUUAGGGAUAUUCCUCGGCAAUGAAGAUGGGCCGUGCAGCUUGGAUGAAGUCAGGGCAGAGUACCGGAGGCUGCAGUCACACAGCAGGUAGACGACCAUUGACAAAACACUAGAUACUGGUACUAAGCGUAGGCGGCAGGUAGCCUAGUGGUUACGAGCGUUGUGCCAGUAACUGAAAGGUUGCUGGUUCGAAUCCCCGAGCUGGCAAAGUGGGGGGGAAAAAAUCUUCCGUUCUGCCCUUGAGCAAGGCAGUUAACAACACCUGCUCCCUGUGCGCCGAUGACAUGGACGUUAAAGACGUGGCAGCCCCCUGAAGACACAUUUCAGUUGAAUGCGUUCAGUUGUGCAACUGACUAGGUAUCCCCCUUUCCCUGCCACCUGCAGUUAGUAUAGAUGACCACUGGGAGGAGCCAUCUACCCAUGUUAGUGAACCACUACAGUUAUUUACACACGACACACAUGUCAAAUCAAUUUAUUGUAGAUGUCAAUUGUCUUCUUUUUCCAGUCUUACAUUAAAACAUGUUCCCUCCCUCCCAUUCAGCUCCCUGCGCUCCAGAAGACCUGGCGGUCACAGACGUCAUGGCGGGGCUGACGGAGAGGACCUGAUUGAGACCAGCGAGGAAGACUCUGUGGAGGAGACUCGGGAUGACUCCGCCCCCUCUCAGACGUCCGUCAACUCUCGAACCAACAUCCUGGAGUUUGAAGGGUGGGGGGCGCGUGCCAGGGUUUCCGCGGCGCCGGAUAUUUUUAAUUUACCGGACAUUUGAGAAAUUGACCAGACCCAUAUGCAUUGGGUUUAUAACCUGAUUUAGGGCGUCCACCCACGGCCCUCAGAAUGACACAAAUCACAUUUAGAUGAUGGUAAUUCACAUUAACAGAACACGCAAGUCGAGGAUGCAACGACGUGCGUUUCUUCUUAGCGAAUUCCGAUGUGCACUUUGAACAUGUUAGAAUAACUGUCCACAUUUACUUUUCCUCAGCCAACAAGACGAGUAACGAACAGCUAAAUAAUAAUAAUAUGCCAUUUAGCAGACGCUUUUAUCCAAAGCGACUUACAGUCAUGCGUGCAUACAUUUUUUUUUUGUGUAUGGGUGGUCCCGGGGAUCGAACCCACUACCUUAGCGUUACAAGCGCCGUGCUCUACCAGCUGAGCUACAGAGGACUACAGACAAAUCACCAGCCUAUGUCAAGCUAGUAGAGUAGAAAAGAUUAGCCCACCUAUUCUAUUGGUCAGCUUGUUGAGAAAGAAAUAGGGGAGUUGCAGCGAUGGGACAAGACUGUAUCUACCAAUUGGGCAGAAAAAAGAGAGGAGAUCUAAUAGGCUACUUUGGAGCAAGGUUAAGACACGCCUCAUAAUGUGGAUUAAAACGUUUCAAGUUUCAAACAAUUAAGUAUAUGUUUACAAAAUGCAUACUGCCUUCCAGCUCAUUGCAAAGUGGUGUGUCGUAACGCUUGCAACAGUUUGAUGCCGCGUUCAAAACUACUCGGGGAAAUCUCUUGACUUCAGUGCGUUCAAGACAACCGGGGAAACUGGGAAACAAACUAGCUCCAAAGCUUCAAAGAAGGUCUGCAGUAGCCUCAGCAGCCCUCUGUAGGGUAGCACCAAUAUAGCACUAAUAUGGUGAAAAUGAUGUAGGCUGUUUAUACAGGUUUGGCUUGGAAAGGUGUUUUUUUCGCCUGGUCACGUACAGCUGAUGUGUUGUGCGUUGAAGUCCACAAGCGAAGGGAAGAGCAGGAAUACAACGUGGCUGCUAUGAGAGUGAACUGUGUUUACGCCUGAUCACGGGGUGUAUUCAUUCCUGCCGAUUCUGUUGGGGGAAAAACGUUUCUUAAAACGGAAGCGAACGGAACAGAACGGGGAUAAACAUACCUGAAUUUGUCCAAUAGAAACUCUCGUUUGCAACUGUUGGACUAAUGAAUACACCCUGUAUCAGCUAGAUGCAGGCAAGCGUGUGCACGGCGGUGUUGAAUGUCACUGUCUGUCCAUGUUUCACUGUCUGGCACCUCAAUUUGUCUCUCGACAUGUGUCCACCUACGUUGUAAACUUUCAUUCAUAGGCUAGGUUGUAGCAACCUCAUGAUGGGUAUAGGGAAAAAUUCGAGUUUCAUGUAGCAGCCUAAACCUAUCGAUGUUACAUUGAACUGGGUGAAUGGAAUAUGAAUGAGAGUCAUCCAACAUGCUGUAAUAGAAAUAAGGCCCUGCUCAUGAAAACAAAAUGUGGUCCUCCCUCAUCUGAAACGCCACUGACCACCACUGCUGAACACACGCGCCAAUUUAAUUCCACUAAAUUAUACAAAUGGACCUAUAGACUGCUACCCCACGACGAGUCAAACGUAUCUCCAUGGACUGGUAUUCCAUCAGUCGAGAGGCUAUGAAGCAUUGUUUCACAAUGGGACUUGUUCUCCCGGACAAUGGGCCACUCACACACUCUUUGGGCUGGUUUCCCCGGAUACAGAUGAACCCAUUUUCUAACACUAAAAAAGCACGUAGUCUAGGACUGGGCUUAAUCUGUAUCUGGGGGAAACUGGCCUUCUCUGUUACUUUUAAAGGGACACGGUGACUUUAUUAAACGUUCAGUGAAAAGCAGGUCUGAUGAAAGACCGACUUAUUGACAGAAUGAGUGACAACAGAAUAUACUUCCCCCGAGAUACAACUCUCUCUUAUCCUUCAGUCUCUGUUGAAGCUACUCCCCACAAAGACCAAAUUCAACUGAAGGCAUUUUUUCCAUCGGCGCAGCCAGAGUUUCACCCCUCGGCUGAUUCGCGUCUGUUGGAUGUCCUGUCUCCGUUGAGAUGUUUUAAACUGUCCGUAGUGCGGUGAGUUAGUGCUCUCCUGGCCUGUGACUGGGGAUCAAGGACUUGGCACGAGGGGGACUUAUAGCUGGUGGCACCUCUUGACCAUGGAGAGUGAUUUAAAAAGGGCUCAUUCAUUUCACCAAUGGCAAACUGAUUUAUAACCUCCAUAAAACAGCUAUGAUAGUUGCCCUCCUGAGCUUGAAAUUAGAAUUUAAACUCCACAAUGUGGCUAUCCAUAGUAGACUACAGUAAUGUUCUAUCCCUAAUAGUAGACUACAGUAAUGUUGUUAUCCAUAUUAGACUAAGUAAUGUUGCUAUCCAUAGUAGACUACAGUAAUGUUGCUAUCCAUAGUAGACUACAGUAAUGUUGCUAUCCAUAGUAGACUACAGUAAUGUCUAUCCAUAGUAGACUACAGUAUGUUGUAGACUACAGUAAUGUUGCUAUCCAUAGUAGACUACAGUAAUGUUGCUAUCCAUAGUAAUGCUACAGUAACUGUUUGCUAUCCAUAGUAGACUACAGUAACUGUUGCUAUCAUAUAGACUACAGUAGUGUAGACUACAGUAAUGUUGCUAUCUAUAGUAGAACUACAGUAAUGUGUGCAUAGUCCUAGUAAGUCAGGAUACGUGUUGCUAUCCUAGUAGACUACAGUAAUGUUGCUAUCCAUAGUAGACUACAGUAUUUUCUAUCCAUAUAUACUACAGUAAUAUGUUUUGAUUCCAUAGGUAAGACCAACUACAGUAAUGUUACUAUCCAUAGUAGACUACAGUAUGUGGUUAUCCCUAGUAAGACUACAUUAAUGUUGCUAUCUAUGUACUAUAACGUAAUGUUGCUAUCCAUAGUAGACCUACAGUAAUGUUGCUAUCCAUAGUAGACUACAUAAUGUGUCUAUCUAUAUAACUACAGUAAUGUUUGCUAUCCAUAGUAAGACUACGAGUAAUGUUGCUAUCCAUAUAAGACUACAAGUAAUUUUGUUUAAUCACAUAUAGACUACCAGUAAUGUUGAUAUCCAUAGGGUAGACUACAGUAAUGUUACUAUCCAGUGACUACAUAAUGUUGAUAUCCAUAGUAUAACUACGUAAGGUUGCUAUGCCAUAUUCGACUAUACAAGUAAUGUUUGCUCUCCAUAGUAGACUACAGUAAUUGCUAUCCCACAUCCAUAGUAGACCUACAGUAAUGUGCUAUCCAAAGUAACUACAUUAAUGUUGCUACCAUAGUAGCACUACAGUAAGUUACUAUCAUAGGUAGGACUCCCGUAUGUUUUUCAUCCCAUAGUAUAGACUACAGAUGUGCUAUCCAUAGUAGACUACAGUAGUGUUGAUAUCACAUAGUAGGACUACCAGUAUGUUUGACUAUCCAUAGUAGACUACAGUAAUGUUGUCUAUCCAUAGUAGGACUACAGUAAUGUUGCUAUCUAUUAGAGGACUACAGUAAUGUUGCUAUCCAUAGUAGACUACAGUAAUGUUGCUAUCCAAUGUAGACUACAGUAAUGUUGACGAUCCAUCGUAGUCUACAGUAUGUUGCCUAUCCAGGAGACUACAGUAAUGUCUGAUAUCCAAUUUAGACUACAGUAAUGUUGCUAUCCAUAGUAGUACUACAGAAUGUUGAUAUGCCAUAGUAGGACUACAGUAAUUUGACUAUCCAUAGUCGACUACAGUUAAUGUUGAUAUCCAUAGUAGACUACCAGUCAGUAAUGUUGGCUAUCCUAUAGUAUACUACAGUCAUGUUGCUAUCCAUAGUGACUACAGUAGCUAAUGUUGCUAUCCAUAUUAGACUACAGUCAAUGUUGCUAUCUAUUGUAGACUACAGUAAUGUUGCUAUCCAUGGUAGACUACAGUAAUGUAUCUAUCCAUAGUAGACUACAGUAAUGUUGCUAUCUAUUGUAGACUACAGUACAUGUUGCUAUUCAUAGUAGACAUACAGUAAUGUAGCUAUCCAUAGUAGACUACAGUAAUGUUGCUAUCCAUGGGAGACUACAGUAAUGUUGCUAUCCAUAGUCGACUACAGUAAUGUUGCAUCCAUAGUAGACUACAGUAAUGUUGCUAUCCAUAGUAACUACAGUAAUGUUGCUAUCCAGAGUAGACUACAGUAAUGUUGCUAUCUAUUGUAGACUACAGUAAUGUGCUAUUCAUAGUAGACUACAGUAAUGUAGCUAUCCAUAGUAGACUACAGUAAUGUUGUUAUCCAUAGUAGACUACAGUAAUGUUGCUAUCCAUAGUAGACUACAGUAAUGUUGCUAUCUAUUGUAGACUACAGUAAUGUUGCUAUCCAUAGUAGACUACAGUAAUGUUGAUAUCUAUUGUAGACUACAGUAAUGUUGCUAUCCAUAGUAGUCUACAGUAAUGUUGCUAUCCAUAGUAGACUACAGUAAUGUUGCUACUACAGUAAUGUUGCUAUCCAUAGUAGACUACAGUAAUGUUGCUAUCCAUAGUAGACUACAGUAAUGUUGCUAUCCAUAGUAGACUACAGUAAUGUUGCUAUCCAUAGUAGACUACAGUAAUGUUGCUAUCCAUAGUAGACUACAGUAAUGUUGCUAUCCAUAGUAGACUACAGUAAUGUUGCUAUCUAUAGUAGACUACAGUAAUGUUGCUAUCCAUAGUAGACUACAGUAAUGUUGCUAUCCAUAGUAGACUACAGUAAUGUUGCUAUCCAUAGUAGACUACAGUAAUGUUGAUAUCCAUAGUAGACUACAGUAAUGUUUACUAUCCAUAGUAGACUACCGUAUGUUGUUAUCCAUAGUAGACUACAGUAAUGUUGCUAUCCAUAGUAGACUACAGUAAUGUUGCUAUCCAUAGUAGACUACAGUAAUGUUGCUAUCUAUAGUAGACUACAGUAAUGUUGCUAUCCAUAGUAGACUACAGUAAUGUUGCUAUCUAUAGUAGACUACAGUAAUGUUACUAUCCAUAGUAGACUACAGUAAUGUUGCUAUCCAUAGUAGACUACAGUAAUGUUGCUAUCCAUAGUAGACUACAGUAAUGUGCUAUCCAUAGUAGACUACAGUAAUGUUGCUAUCAUAGUAGACUACAGUAAUGUUGCUAUCCAUAGUAACUACAGUAAUGUUGCUAUCCAUAGUAGACUACAGUAAUGUUGCUAUCUAUAGUAGACUGCAGUAAUGUUGCUAUCCAUAGUAGACUACAGUAAUGUUGUAUCAUAGUAACUACAGUAAUGUUGCUACUACAGUAAUUUGCUAUCACAUAGUAGACUACAGAAUGUUCUAUCCAUAGUAGGACUACAGUAAUGUUGCUAUCCAUAGUAGACUACAGUAUGUUCAUCCAUUACACAGUAAUGUGGCUCUCCUAUAGACUACCGAUGUGCUAUCCAUAGUACUACAUAAUUUGCUAUCCAUGUAACUACAGUAAUUUCUCCUAUCCCAGUACGACUCAGUAAUGUUGCUAUCCAUGUAACUACAGUAUUUUGUCUAUCCAUAGUGACUACAGUAAAGUUGAUCCAUAGUAGACUACGUAAUGUUGCUAUCCAUAGUAGCUACAGUAAUGUUGCUACUACAGUAAUUGCUAUCCCUAAGACUAGUUGUGCUAUCCAUAGUAGACUACAGUAAUGUUCUAUCCAUAGUAGACUACAUAAAGUUGCCUACAGAUGUUUCUCCAUAGUAGACUACAGUAAUGUUGCUAUCCUAGAGCAUACAGUAAAGUUUUCUAUCCUAGUAAUACAGUUGUUGCACCAUAUAGACUCCAGUAAUUGCUAUCCAUAGUAGGACACCGUAAUGUUGCCUUCCUAGUAGACUAACAGUAAUGUUGCUAUCCAUAGUGACUACAGUAAUGUUUAUCCAUAGUAGACUCAGUAAAGUUCUUUCCCUGAGACUACAGUAAUGUUUGCAUCCAGUAGACUACAGUAAAGUGUAUCCAAUAGUAGCUACGUAAUGUUGCAUCUAUAGUUGACUACCCGUAAUGUUGCUAUCCAUAGUACUACAGUAAUGGUUUCUAUCCCUAGUAGACUACAGUAAUGUUUGCUAUCCAUAUGACUACCCGUAAGUCCCAUCCAUAGUAGACUACAGUAUGUGCCUGGUACAGUAAGUUGCUAUCCAUAGUAGACUACAGUAAUGGGGCAUCUAUAGAACACCCCAUGUUGUUAUCCAUAGUGACUACAGUAAUGUUGCUAUCCAUAGUAGACUACAGUAAUGUUUCUUCCAUAGUAGUCAGUAAAAGUUGCUAUUUCCCUUGUAGCUACAGUAAUGUUCUAUCCAAAAGUAGACUACAGUAAAGUUGCUUCCAUUAGCUCAGUAUGUUUGCUAUCCAUAGUACUACUAGUAAUGUUGCUAUCCAUAGUAGACUACAGUAAUGUUUUCUAUCCAUAGUAGAUACAGUAAAGUUGCUUCCUAGUAGACUAAGUUAAUGGUUACCAUAGUUACUACAGUAUGUUGCUAUCCAUAGUAGACUACAGUAGUUGCUAUCCCAUAGUAGGGGCUACAGUAAGUUGCUAUCUAUAGUAGAAUACAUAAUGUUGCUAUCCUCGUAACUACAGUAAUGUUGCUAUCCAAAUAGACUACAGUAAUGGGUUUCUAUCCAAGUAGACUACAGUAAUGUUGCUACCCUAGAACUAAAGUAAUGUGCAUCCAAGUAGACUACAGUAAGUUUUCUAUCCAUAGUGACUACUAAUGUUUCUAUCCAUAGUAGACUCAGUAUGUUGCUAUCCAUAGAGACUCAGUAAUGUUGCUUAUAGUGACCCAGUAAGUUUUACCAUGGUAGACUACAGUAAAUGUGCUAUCAUAGUAAAUACAUAUGUUGCCCAUCCAUAGUAACACAGUUGUUGUUAUCCAUAGUAGACUACAGUAUGUUGCAUCCCCUAGUAGAUCAGUAAUUUGCUACCAUAGUAGACUACAGUAAGUUGCUUCCCUAUAACUCAUAAUGUUGCUAUCCAUAGUAGACUACGUAAUGUUUUUAUCCCUGUAGAUCCUAAUUUGCUUCCAUAGUAAUACAGAAUUUUGCUAUCCCUGUAGACUACAGUAAUUUUGCUAUCCAGGUAGACUACGUAAGUUGCAUCCUAGUAGACUACUAAGUUGCUUCCUAAGACUAAGUAAUGUUGCUUCCAAGUGUACAUAAUGUUGCUAUCCAUAUAGACUACAGUAAGUUUUUAUCCAUAUAAAAACGUAAGUUCACCAUAGUAGACUACGUAAUUUACAUCCCUUAGCCAUAAUUUUUCUAUCCUAGUAGACACAUAAUUUGGCCUACCAAUUUGUUCCCUUUUCCGUAAAACAUUUAAAAAGGGGUUCUCUAAGAAAACCCCAAUUUCUUUUCCUGGACAAAAGUUUUUCUUUCCUUCUCCCCCCUUUUUCACCCUUAGCUACUAAAUUUCUAUCCGUAAUGGGAAUUUUACAUCCUGUGCCCCCUGUUCUAUCCCCCUAUUGACUAAGAAUGUUGGAUCCAUAGUAGAUACAGUAAAUUUUAAUAUAAACACAGUUGUUGCUAUCCUAGUAGACUACAAUUUUAAUGUUUUAUCCAUAGUAACUACAGUAAUGUUCAUCCUAGUAAAAGUAAGUUGCUAUCCUUAGACUACAUAAUGUUCUAUCCAUAUGACUCGUAAUUUUUUUUUCCAUAGUAAAUACAUAAUGUUGCUAUCUAGUAGACUCCGUAAAAUUUUCUACUACUAAUGUUGCUAUCCAUUAGAUACAGUAAUGUUGCUAUCAAGAGACUACAGUAAUGUUUUAUCCGUAGACCAGUAAGUUGCUAUCCUAGUAGACUACCGUAAUUUUGCUAUCAUAGUGCCAUAAAGUUGCUACCUAGUGACUACAUAAAGUGGUAUCCAAGUAGAAAAUAAAGUUUCCAUGUAAACUACAGAGUUUUUAUCCAUUAACACUUUAAAGUUUGCUACCCUAGUAGACUACAGGUAAAUGGUUGCAUCCAUAGUAGACUACAUAAUGUUGUAUUAGUAACCUAUUUCUAUCCCUGAGACUACGAAUUUCUACCCUAUAGACUACAUAAUGUUGCUUCCAAAUAGACUUACAGAAGUUUCUACAUAGUAAAUACAGUUUGUUCCUGUAGACUACAGUAAUGUUGCUAUCCAUAGUCGAGCUAAGAUGUGUUCCAUGUAGAUCAGUAAUGUUGCAUCCAUAGUAGACUACAGUAAUUUGCUAUCAUAGUAACUACGUAAUGUUUAUCCAUGUAGACUACAGUAAUGUUGCUAUCCAUAGUAGACACAGUAAUGUGCUAUCCAUAGAACUACAGUAUGUUGCUUCCAUAGUAGAUACAGAAUGUGCUCUAUAGACCAUAAUUUUUCCAUAGUAUCUAUUGCCCCCAUCUCCCCUGUUCUAUCCAUAGCUAGCCCCUACCAGUAAUGUUGCUACUAUAGUAGACUCACCCAGUAGCUACUCUUUGCUCCCGAUCCUCAUCGACAUCACCAUGUCACACAGUAUCUCCACCAUCGUGCUACUAUCGAUCUCAUCCUCCCCAGCCAGUCACCAAGUCCCCAGCGGCUCUCCUCACCAUCUCUGCUCCCCUCCCCCACCCAUCAGCUCCCACUCCUCCUGCUCCGAAUCCUCCACUCCCUCACCACCCAUCUCCCGACCUCGCCCACCCCCCCGAUGCCUCCCGCAUUCUCGCCCCACGUCGCCCCAUCUCUCUCGACCUCGCCCCCUCCCAUCUCUCUUCUCCACCCCUCCCUCCCCCAUCUCUCCUCCCACCGCCCCACGCCCGCCCGCCAUCUCUCUCUCAUCCCCCAGCUCGCGACCCAACCUCAGUGAUCACGGCCCCCGCACCAUAACACAAUUCGUUUCCCCACCCCUCCCUGCGCCACAAUCAUCUCUCCCCUCCCUCUCCCCAUCCUCUCCCCCCCUCUCCUCCCCCAUCUCUCUCUCUCUCUUCCCUCCUCUCCCCCAUCUCUCUCUCUCUCUCUUCCCCUCCCUCUCCCCCAUCUCUCUCUCUCUCCAGGUACUUGUUGUUCUACAGACAGACAUUAGAGAAGUUGAUCUGUAGUGGUGUGCUGAGCCCGGGACAGACUGGGCUGGCUGUAGUAUCUGAAUCUAUCUCAGGCCUGUGGGAUAGCUUCUCUCCAGAGCGCCGGGCAGCCUACCAGACCUGUCCCCCACAGCAGAGCACCCUGGGGGGAAAAGGGGCCCGGGGGAGACCCCCGUCCUGGUCCUACACCAAACCUCACCUACCUCCCCCCCCUCCACUCAGGCAGAAGUAG
This is a messenger RNA of Coregonus sp. 'balchen', 13226 nucleotides long. NCBI's taxonomy places the organism in Eukaryota, Metazoa, Chordata, Actinopteri, Salmoniformes, Salmonidae. The record is from the annotation of a GenBank genome assembly.